AUGGUCCGCCACAAAAAAGACAACUUCUCCCGAGGAGGCAAGAAACCCAACCCCCGCCCCCGUGCUCGUCCUGUACCCCGCGACGAUAACGAGUCCUCGACUUCCUCCAGACCCCCGUUCAAGGCCGCUUGCUGGGACUUGGGCCAUUGCGAUCCGAGACGAUGCUCAGGGAAGAGAUUGAUGCAGUUUGGGUUGAUGCGCGAGCUUUCGAUUGGACAGAAGCACCCGGGUGUGAUUGUCUCACCAAAUGCGAAAAAAAUAAUAUCUCCCGCAGAUCGUGAACUUCUCGAAACACACGGUGCAGCAGUAGUAGAAUGCUCCUGGGUCCGAGUCCAAGAAGUCCCCUGGUCGCGCAUCGGCGGCAAAUGCGAAAGACUCCUCCCCUACCUCAUCGCCGCAAACACAGUCAACUACGGCAAACCUUGGCGCCUGAACUGCGUCGAAGCGCUCGCCGCCUGCUUCUGUAUCUGCGGCCACGAAGACUGGGCUAAGGACGUGCUCAAACCAUUCCGUUAUGGCGACGCAUUUCUCGAGAUUAAUUCGAAGCUGCUGAAGAGAUACGCUGCGUGCGCGACGGAGGAAGAGGUUAAAAAGACGGAGGAGGAAUGGCUGGCGAAGAUUGAAGCGGAGUAUGCGGCGAAUCGGGAUGUGGGUGCGGAUGAUAUGUGGACUGUUGGGAAUACGAAUCGGCAGGUUGGUGAUUCGGAUUCGGACGAGGGCUCAGGUGAAGAGGACGAGGAGGGCAAUAAGAAGAAGAAAGACGAGAACGGAUCAGACGACGAAGAGGAAGGGCAGGAAGAUAAAGACCCCUUCGCCAUCUCCGACGACUCCGAAGACGAAGCCCAGAUGGCCGAAAUCCGCCAGAAAAUCCUCAACUCCAAGUCCUUCCAGAAUCCUUCUGUCGACGACGAUAACAGCCCUACAAAACAACCUGAGAAAGUCUCCCGUCCAGAUGAUCAACCCGUCCUGCGCGAAGACUCAGAUGCCGAAUCAGGCUCGGCAGGGAGUGAAGAUGACGAGGAUGAGGCGUUUGAUAAUAUCAUCAAUGCGACGCCUGUUACGGAUCGGACGGGGAUUAUUGCUUCGUCGAGAAAAAAGGGGAAGGAGACGAUUAGUGCAUCGUUUUCAAGGACGGUAGUUGAUGCGCCAAAGCGAUGGUGA
Molecule: messenger RNA, 1161 nt
Organism: Aspergillus ruber CBS 135680
Lineage: Eukaryota; Fungi; Ascomycota; Eurotiomycetes; Eurotiales; Aspergillaceae
Product: ribosome biogenesis TSR3 family protein
Exons: 2
Coding region: 1-1161 (386 amino acids)
Biological process (GO): maturation of SSU-rRNA
Molecular function (GO): rRNA small subunit aminocarboxypropyltransferase activity
Source: RefSeq, a predicted model, not a curated record